Messenger RNA from Adineta steineri, 504 nucleotides. Lineage: Eukaryota; Metazoa; Rotifera; Eurotatoria; Adinetida; Adinetidae. The record is from the annotation of a GenBank genome assembly.
AUGACUUAUAUAUAUACAAAUGAAGAUGAAAUUGAUAUUGAACUUAAAUGUAGUAUAUGUAAUGAACCAUUUCAAUCACCAAUGAAUUGUAAAUCAUGUGGAAAUACGUAUUGUCAAGAAUGUAUUAUGCAAUGGAUGCAACAACAAUUAUCUUGUCCAUCAUGUCGACAAAUAGGCAAUCAAUUUUUACCUGUCAUUAGUCGAGUUGUAUUAAAUCAAUUAAAUCGUUUAUUAGUUCAAUGUACAUUAUGUCAACAAAUGAAUAUUCAACGAAGUAAUUUUAAUGAUCAUAUAUCUUGUACAUGUCCAAGACAAAUAGUUAAUUGUAUCGAUAAUUGUGGAUGGAAAGGUUGUCGAGAAAAUCUUCAAGAACAUUUAAUAGAAUGUCGUCGAAAACAAUUGCUUACAGAUCAUAUUUCAAAAUACUGGAAAAAUAUAGCUUUUGUUAUUUUAGCCAUUCUCUUUUUUUAUAUAAUAAAACCACAUGAUAAUAAAAAAUAUUAA